UUUAUCUUUGGAAGUCAACUAAAUUGGACACCAACUAUCUUAUCUUAUUAGCUUUCUCUUGCUGCCUUUAGCCGGUUUAUGAUAAGAGUCUUAUAUAUUACUGCACACAUUUGAAAAUUAUUUGAGUUGAUACUUAGGCGCUACCGUGAAUAAAGAUUUGAAAUGGUGCUUGUGACGCACAGCGUCGCUGUGCUAUUGGCCUUAAUCGUAGUCAGUAGGGCUGAUGUUACCACGGUAACCACGCAACACGCAGCAGCUCCCUCUGUGACCAUCCACCCGACAGCAGCUCCCUCUGUGACCAACCACCCAACCGCAGCUCCCUCUGUGACCAACCAACAAACAGCAGCUCCGUCUGUGACCAACCACCCGACAGCAGCUCCAUCUGUGACCAACCACCCGACAGCAGCUCCGUCUGUAACCACCCACCCUACCACUGCGGCACCAAAGGCAAGCGUUGUGACCACGCAUCACACAGCCGCUCCCCCGACCACCGCUCAUGGCACAGGCCAAGUCCACACCACAGCGCAUACUGCUGCGCCGGCUACACAGUCUUCAAUGCAGAAUAUCGAACACCUUUUAAACAGUCUUCAGAAGGAGAUGACUGACUUCAAGGCGUUCAUGAAACAGACGAUGAGUGGUCUGGCAAGGCAAAUGAUUCUACAGCAGUUCUUUGUCGAAGAACGAAUUCGUUCAGAGGGCGGUUCGGGAAUAAAACAGGUUCGAAACUAUAUGGCCGGAUCGAAACCUUACCAUUCGCAUACACACAGUUCAAGCUUGGCUGCCUCAGUGCAUGAACAUGCAAACUAUGAUCGCACGGUUGGGCUGGGAGAAUUCAACGCGGUUCUAAAUGGUGUCGAUUUCCGCACACGACACAAUGACUACCGCCUAUCGAUGCCUCACCGGACUAGAAAGGACUAUGACAUGACAGAAGAGAUUCCAUUCCCAGACGUGCCCCCAUCUGUUCUUAGUAAGCACACGAUGGCAGAGCAAAUAGCGGAGAUGAGAGAGUACUUCAAAGCGUUCCACUACCAGGAUUGGCAUAUUCGAGAUUACAGGCCCUACUUUAAACCGGUCAUGUGCUACCUGGAGGGAGCCUGGACGACCGACACAAGGUCGCUGAUCGAGCCAUUUCAUAGUGAUCGCCAUUUCAUUGACGCUACAAGCUGGUUUGAUCUUCAGGAAAAGAUUCGCUUUAUGUCCUCUUCUGGAGCCAAGAAUCUUAAUGAAAAUUACUCAUAUCUUCCAACGACUAUUAUCAACGUAACAGAGAAUGGCGAGCCAAUCUAUGCCCAGUGGAACUACAGGAUAGUGUGUCAUCCAAUCACAAGCGCCCUUAAUCUUCAAGACUUUGAACCAAUCGAUGAUCUUGCUGUACGAAUGUUAAACAACUACAACAUGAGUGAAUACUCUAACAGCAAAGCUACGAGAUUUUCCUUAGCUCCAUACGGCGGCGGUCAUUACCAAAAGGAGUCGCAGUCGGGUACGUAUGAGUCACGACGCUACUUACAUGGGCUCAUGGAUAAAAUCAUGUAUGAAAUUCCAGGCAAAGACAACUACAUGGGCUACAUCGAAGACAAGGCUUUUGGGCUUUUAAAACUUCAAGUAGAUAAAACGAACGAAACUCUUAACGUCGCUAGGUACAGUCGCCACUACAAGUACAAUCAACCAAGUGCCAUGGGAACGACAGUUGCAAACAGAGGAUUCUCCGAUCCAAGCAUGUAUGUAGCGGAGACUUCUAAUCCCCGGAUCGCCAAGAUAAGCGUCACCACAGAUUGCAACAAAGUCAACGGGACAAAUGUCUGCAAUACCUAUGAAGGACGUCAUACCUAUGCAAUUCCUCUUGAAGUCAUUUGGUUGACGCCACUACAAAAAUGGAACCCGUACAACUUGACAUAUCAAAAUAAUGCUGCCGCACCUGGCCUUAACAGACGAACCGGUGGCUUUUCAAAACAAACUGCAUACAAUGGGACAUCAAAACAAUUCUAUUACAUCACCCCAGUGGAUUUCUUCAUUGGUGGCGCUACGGGUCGCGACCCGGCAGAUACUGCCAAGGACAGCGUUGGAGUAUUGGACGAACAUGGCAAUGUCUGCAACGUCACAGCAUCCGGCAUUCGAAUCUUCACUCCAAACAUCCCGGGGGUGGGAAAAGUUCGAAUCCGAUACCCCGUCUUCCCUCUUCACCAUGAUGGCAACAUUGUGUUCAAGAACCUAUUAGCGCUACAGGACAUAAGCAUGGAUAUGAAGAAAUGGUCGAGGAUGUUCGAGCAAAAACCGGAAGUCGCCAAUCUGGACGCGCAUCCGGCUGACACUCACUACGUGCUGGCUGAGACCCACAUGAACCCCCCGGGGACCCACCACCACGACUUCUAUCUCACCGCAGAAGAGAUGAAGGCCAUCGCCCGUAACGGCACGGUGGUCAGCGUGUACACAACGGAAAACAACGGCCAUCAACACGCGCUAGAGUUGAUCAUGGACCCCGCACACGCCAACUUCCAACGCCUGAUCGUUAAGAGCUGCGACGGUAAACCCACGUGCUGGGACAGUCAUCCCACCUUGGCCUGGAAAGACAACUGAUCUCGCAUACUGAGAGUUAGACCGUGAUACCCGAUGUAUUUCGUACAUUCAUUGGUCAUUGCAUGGUAUACAAGUUAACAUUACAAAUUAUAUCCAGCAA
Messenger RNA from Dreissena polymorpha, 2674 nucleotides. RefSeq lists its product as uncharacterized. The transcript is spliced from 6 exons. Bases 163 to 2574 code for a protein of 803 amino acids. The record is from RefSeq and is a predicted model, not a curated record. Lineage: Eukaryota; Metazoa; Mollusca; Bivalvia; Myida; Dreissenidae.